Molecule: messenger RNA, 510 nt
Organism: Papilio polytes (common Mormon)
Lineage: Eukaryota; Metazoa; Arthropoda; Insecta; Lepidoptera; Papilionidae
Exons: 4
Coding region: 37-423 (128 amino acids)
Cellular component (GO): extracellular matrix
Source: RefSeq, a predicted model, not a curated record
ACCUUAGUACAGCAACUAAGAACAAAUAUAACCAAAAUGUUUUCAAAGAUCUUCAUUUUCACGGUCGCUCUGAUGAUGGUCGCUAACGCGUAUGAUCACGCGUAUUCAUCCAAUCACAUCUCUCGUCAUGACGGACAUCACCACGAAGUACAUCAUGAACAUGGCCAUCAUCAUGAUUAUUACACUCAUCCCAAAUACGAGUUCGAGUACAAAGUAGAAGACCACCAUACUGGAGAUAUCAAGUCCCAACACGAGCACCGCGACGGCGACGUUGUGAAGGGAGGAUAUGCUCUGCAUCAGCCUGAUGGUUCUGAAAGACACGUUGAAUAUCACGGUGAUGAUCACAGCGGUUUCCACGCCGACGUGAAAUACAGCACCCAUCACAUCGUGCCUCAUCAUCACCACCAUGAUCAUCAUUACUAAAUAGUGUAACUAAAAUAUAUGAUGUUUCUUUUGUCAAUUUGUUCUGUUGCUUAUAAAAUAUACAAGAAAUAAAAUACGUAUUAAUUA